Molecule: messenger RNA, 7656 nt
Organism: Synchytrium microbalum
Lineage: Eukaryota; Fungi; Chytridiomycota; Chytridiomycetes; Synchytriales; Synchytriaceae
Exons: 7
Coding region: 1-7656 (2551 amino acids)
Biological process (GO): autophagosome maturation
Cellular component (GO): cytoplasm
Source: RefSeq, a predicted model, not a curated record
AUGGAGCAAGAACUUGUCCGGAGGAAGAAGCCUUCGGCGAAGCGCAAGACCAAGAUAAAGAGCACCGUUCAAGACGUCGUUGACCCCGUUGAGGAAGAGACUGUAACUGCAGACAUUGAAUAUAAAGAUGAUACUAUUCAGGUGGUGCAUGACUUGGAGGCACUACGUCCUGAACAAGUCGAGCCGAAGCAAGCUUACCCUGAUCUGGAGGAAGAUCUAGAGGAUAGUGUGCUCGUACAAGCUACUUCAAGUAAUGUUGUUACUUGGACAGACUUGCGCCGUGACGUGACUGUAUCAGAUGCAUUAUAUCCAACAGCUCCUACUGUUGCUGAAUCAAUCAUCGCAACACCAACUGCACCACCGCUGUUUACUGAAGCUCCUCGAGUUGCUGUAGCUUCACCCAAUGUAAAGUCUCAGAUAAGGUCACUUCCAGAAAAGCUGCUUGAAACCAUUUACAUCAAUCCGCAGCUUGAUCUUCAUUCUCAGGUCGUGGACGAAUUUCGAGGGCAAAGCAGCAACUUGACGAGUGAAUUCGCCUCGCGUGUCAGAGAAUACGAGCAAGCUUUUGUACAGACUCAACGAACCAAACUAAAUCUUCAAGCACUCAAAGCAAAGACAAAGAGUGCUGCUGCACGAAUGUGGACGUUAAAGAAAGAUACUCAUACUUUGGAAGGCACAUGCAGUGAUGGUAUAAGAGUAUCUCAUACAUAUGCCUCAGAAGUCGCUGUAUAUAAUGAAUCCGUAGCUCUUGAAUUGGCUGAUGCUCUCACCGAAGCUCGAGAGGAGCAAUAUGGACGUCUGACAGAUUGGGCAUUUCAGGCCAAAGUAGCAAAACUAUGGAUUCAAAACACUUUAGAUGAGUUCUUGUCUGAAUCAUCCCUCGUGUCUUCCGAUACACUACAUUCUAAUGUAAAUCUGAUACGAAUAUUCACGGAAGGUGCACAUGCAGAUCCUGCUGGUGACUUUAGUCGACUCAAACACUAUUUGGAUGUAUUAUUCUACUUUGAGCGAAGGAAUAAUGGUGUGGUUCCUGCUCGUCCAGACUCACCUGAACCAUCCGAUUCGAAUAAAGAACCGCAUCAGGAUAUGAGUCAUUCGAUACUAGUACGGGAUAUUCGAGGCUGGAUUGCCCAUCUAGUAUCAGCCCUGUUGACUGUCGCCGGACCACUAGAACAUCGAUUCAUCUUACUCCAUGUCAUGCGAUGUGAAGGCAUUGGAUCGUGGGGUGCAUCGUUUAUACAGUGGCCAUUACCUAUACCGUAUACCGAUAGCUACCAAAACCAUUAUCUCGUAGCAUUAAGUGUAUUGUUAGGUCCAGUCGAAGAGUUGGAGGAAGAACUCAAAUCUCGUGAAAACGAUGAUUUGCAAAUUCGUGAAAGCUUGCGAAAGCUUGAAGAUAGUGAUUGGGUCGUCGUUGAUGAAUCAGAAGCUCAUCCAGACUUUCCGAGUAGAGUAAUGGGACCUAUAGCACUGACUGAAGAAGACUAUCUUGUAAUUCUGGAUCAAUUCAACAUAUCUGCGAUAUAUCAGCUCAUGCUACAGCAUUAUGUCAGCUUGUAUAAAGAGUCUCGUGAAGUAUCACAGACGUCUCAAAAUCCAGCACCAUCAACCAAUAAUUAUAACAUACCUCCCAUCCUACAAAUGUUUGCCACAAUUCACCAGUUUCUCGGUAUGGCCAUGCGAGCAUUUACAACCUUCCCACCCAUUCAGUAUCCUCAUGUAAUAAAACGAAUCGGCCAAACACUUGUUGGAGCUGCUCGUCAAACGGGCGAGGCACUGGUAGCUCUACUAGAUCAAAUGGCUUAUGACGAAAUGUAUAGUAAUUCAAGGUCUUUGGAUGAUAUAAUGGUAGUUUCUGGAUAUAUGACGAGCAUCCAAGCUGAAAUGGACUCGUUUGUAGUUCGUACAGCCAAGAAAUUACUAGGUGUGGGAGGUGUAGGAGUCUACCAAUUCCUGUCGUCUCUACCAGUAGACUACUGCUCAACAUCAGCACGAGCCGUAAUAAUAGACGGGCUGCUUAAAGAAGGCUGGGCACGAUAUAGAACGACUGCAGCCUCAUCACGACCUACUGAAGUCCAACACCAAUUGUUGGCUCUAAUAGGAGAAAAUCAAUCUGAACGCAUAUUAUCGUCGUCGCUUAUUGAAAAUCCGAAUGAAUCAGUGCAUCUGCUGACAUUCUUGUGUAUGUUGGCCUGUGCUAAUGGUGAUGGAUUGGCUAGACGUCGAGUAGCGUCUGCACCUACUCCUCAGACGGCUCAGUUAUCGAUAAAAGUCGAGACAGCCAUCUUCAACACAUGUUAUCUGGAUCUUGAGCAUAGGGAUGUGCUGAGUCGGACUGGGCGGGAUUUGCUUGGUACAAUGUGCACAUCUAGUCCGGAGUUAAUGUCGCCAUUACUUAUACUUGUAAGAGAUAAUUUUGGAGAUCUGGGUGUCAUGGCAUUGAAUCUCUUCAAAACUUUGCCUCUAAAGUCGUGGAGGCCAAAUGUGGAAGAUCUGGACAUCCUUCAAAAUAUGCUCAAAGACCCAGUAGGAAGCAAAAAGUUCUUUUUUGCCAAACAUGUACUAGGUGCUCUGAAUUGGGGUACAGAAGACCCUUCAGAUCCUGCUGGAGAGCUAGCAAUACCACGUACAUUACACAGAUUCAUCGCACUAGCUAUAUCAAAUAUUUAUCUCGACCGACAAUCUGUACGUGAUGCUCGCCCAUCAGUAGUAGCUGCCGCAUCUACAGCUGCCAGUGCAACACUCCGAGGUGUUGCUAGUGUAGCGCCAGUACCUUCAUCUAUAGCAUCAUAUGCCGCAGAUCAUGACGCAGACUUUGCUGAAUGGACGUGGAAGCUGUUGGUAGGCUUACAGCUCUACCAACGACCAUCGUCUUCAUCGCCAGACGUAUAUGCUCUCGACAUGUCUAUAAAUACCGCUAAUGCAUCCAUUCGAGCUGGGUUUAGACCUUUUGAACCACUCGAUUCACCAUAUCUGGCUACGCAUCGUGGUGCCAUGAAAUCAUCAGCGCUUGCUGCUUAUAUAGUGCUUGCCGUGUCAGAAGUCGGGCACCGAUGGGAAGUGUUUUCCAACAAUGGUUGGAAUCUGUUGAACACUUUGGCUUCUAGUGGUAGAACAGAGCCUGUGCUUAAAGUUGCAAGUGACUUGUUUGUGACGUUUAUGGCAAGUCGCGGUGAAACUGUUUUGGAAGAUGCCGAGUCGUCUAAAUUCUUCGGCAACUUUUUCAAAAAUUACAAAAUGAAGGGUGAAGUCGGUGAUGCAGAUGCUCGCCAAUUAUUAGAGCACUUUAUAAGAACGAUUGGCCCAAACAAGUCUCUUCCAUACUGGCAAAUAGCAUCUGGUGGUGCUACUGAUCGAUUAUCGCUUACUCGAUUUUGGAUGAGGGCUAUCUUUGCCGAUAGGGAUUGGGUGUAUAAUAGGUCAUCUCUACGUCUGCUAGACAUUCUCUGUGAAUCCGCAUUUGCAUUCAGCCACGACCAAUAUGUACGAGGUGUCUUUGCAGAGGAAUACGGACGUUUGUGUAGCAGUUACUCGACUAUGGCCGGUGCUACUUCUCGAGUCUCUGCAUGGCACCCCGUGGAAUCAGCCAAGGCUCUAGCAGAAGCUGCCGAAGCCGCAUAUCACGGAUAUCCAUCUCUGGUGGUUGGUUCUGGCUCUGGAUCCAUGGUCGAUGGUAUUCUAGGACGAACCAGCUCUGAGCGCAAACAUAUUUGGUUUGCAGUUAUGGGUCUCUUGGUAGAAACUCGGUGUGAAUUUGCUGUUCGUCGAAAGAUUGGUGUUGCAUUACUACAGUGCCGAGAUACGGGCAAUGAGAAACCAUUGUCUGCCUUGUCGAUUUAUAAAUGGGCUCGGCAGGUGCUUGAAACACCGAUAGAACAUCCAGCUACUCCUAUAAUGUGGCAGGUCUUUAUGUCGCUGUAUUUUGAGAAAGCAUUCGAUGGACACUUGAAUACUCCCGCUUUGGGUCCUCGAUUCUUUGCUGAUCAACCCAAUAUGGUUGAGGUGCUGGAAAAGAGGCUGAGUGCUUGUAGUGCGUAUUGGAAUGAAAAGGGGAAUGUCAGGCGUGCUGAAGAUGGCCCAGGUCGAUCACUUCCAGAACGUCUCGUCACGCUAUAUAAUGCUAUGGCUCUAUGGCUUCGAGAACAGGUACUCGUUAGCACUACGCAUAUAGAUUUGGCUCAGUUUGGUGAACGGCAUCUUGUAGGGAGACUUUCUGAUGUCGUUGGCGGUGCUGUAUUAGAAGAAGGCAGUGAACUAUGGACGGAUUAUAUACAGGUGGAUGCCUUACAGACUCGAUUGAAGUCUCUCAUAGUGACUUUAACCGUACCAUCGGCAUCACCACCUUCAACGCCAAUACUGUCGAGUAAAAGAGUUGUAAAUCCUGUGGAAUGGCACUCUGCACCACAUCCGCCACCAUUGUUGACGCUAAGGCCACCAGUAGUACAGCCAUUAUCAUCACUAAACGCGAAUACUGUUCAAACACAGUUUGACUCGGAUGUUGCUGUAAUACUUGAUAAAGCUUCAGCAUUCCGUACUCUGGUGACUAGUGCUGCUGAUGGAGAUAUCGAAUACGCCUCGCAUUUGCAACGUCUAUAUAUUCCAGAGACCAAGCGAGGUCGCGCUGAAAAGUCAUGUACCUCGAAAUGUCUCAGUCCAGCCAUUUUCGAGUACCGAUAUAGUGAUGUACGAGUAUCUAGUGAGGCCCGAGCACUAGUCCGAGAUAAUCGUAGUCGGGUCGAAGCUCUAAUGUCUAUUGAUGGUGUCGAACCAAAAGUCGUCGUGUCAUCUUUACGACUGGCACGUAUAGUCGAAUGGCUGCUAGACUAUGACGAUCACGAUCUGGCUGUGGAUUUGUUUUAUCGAACAGUGCAGGCUUCAGAGACAGGAGCUAAAGGAUUUCCACCUGCUCUGUUUAUACUGGAUCGUAUCAUAAAGUCUUUGGGUGGUCGAUUUGUUGUAUCGAGUCUGCUAGAAACGGAACGUGUCUUUAGUAUGCUCGUAAAUCCCGACCGAUGUAACGAGCUUUUGGAUGUGUUUAAUCCAGCAUCGACCAUCAAGGGUACUCGCUUUGUUGAAAUGUUUGAAGAAGUGGCAUCACAUCGAAAUCUACCAGACUCUGUCGCAGCGUCUGUGCUAGCUCGCUUUGAUAUCUUGCUAUGGGCAUCGAAAUGUAGUAGGGAAGAUCACUUGUUUAUGCUACGUCGACUCUUUGUCAUGUUGUGUAAUUCGCCAGCUGCUGAACGAUCCCAGGCCCAUCGUACCGCUCUCAGUAAUCUGCUGACUGUUGAUGUAUCGCUCGUCAUAGAAGCUGCAAAACUCAUGCUGCAGCAGUGCAUGACUGGAAAAUUGCCUCCUUCGAUAAUAACAACCGUGACUAGUGCAAUGUGUCGUCAACCAGUAGAUAGAGAUGUGCUCAAUACGGUGGCAACAAUCCCUAGUCGAUUGACGAGAUCUGAUUUGCUAGGAUUGGCAAGUAUUAUGGGAUGUGAGAUGGAGAAUUCCUUCUUCAGGUCGUCACCUAAGUCUACAAUGAAGAAGUCGAGUGACUUGUAUGCUACAAUGGCACCAUAUUUGGAAGUCUUGACAGAGUUUUUGAUUGCCAUCUUCUCUGCUGAUCGACUGUAUUCCAUAAUGUCGGAUAUACAUCUAGAUGAGAUUGCUGAUGUUAUACGUCAAGUUUGGCUUCCUUUCCUGUAUAUUGUCAAGGAAGCAGACUAUGCUACUCGUGGAGGAUGGCCGGCGACUCAUACUGAAGACGCCAAGAGGAUGCAGUCUUCAAUGGUGUCGCUCGCUACCAAAGUAUUUAGAAAUGCAGCUGCCUCUGAGCGUCUUUUGGUAUUCUUGUGGACUAUACAGGCUAUUGGUGUCUCUGCUGGCUGUCCAGUCAUGGAUGUCUUGUAUCGAGAAUUGAAGACAGUCUCGUGGUCUCAAUUCCAAAUCACAAAUAUGAUUGUAGAUCAAGUGUUGUUGUGGCAGGUCGAUGGUCUAUUCACGCUAGAACCUCAACGCUUUCUGGCUCAUAUCAUCAAUGACAGAGCAGAAUGGCCAUGUCUGAGUAUAACUCGUAUGAAUGGUAUUGCUAGUCCAAACCGAAGCAAGUUUCCAGAUACGGUCAUGGCAGCUGUACGCCUAUUCCUCAUAAUACUAGAAACCAGUUACGAAGCACAUCCUGCUCAAUCGAAUCGAGUCACGCUCUACAAGUCAUUGGAGACGGUUAUUGAUAACCAGGUAUCAUGGUCGAAUCUUGCUCCAGUACAGUAUCAAGAGUUGGUUAAUUGCCUUCCGAGUGUGUGGUCUGGUGGAGCAGUAGAUACCACUACAAUGACUGAGGAAACACGCCAUCAUCCGAUAUUAUUUGCUCUAAAGACGCUACGUACCAUGACUGGUCUCGAAAUGGUAGAAUCGAAUAUCGGAGCAGCAGAUCUCGAUAAUAGGUAUUCUAAACUUGGACUGUAUAUCGAAUAUGUCCUUGAUCUUGUAGCUGAAGCCAUGAAGUCUAGUACCAUUCGUAAAACGUUUGUGCCCUCACAGCUGAAUACCAUCAUAUCACAACUCGUCGACUUUACGGAAUCAACGCCAGCAUGUGAGGCACAAGGACAUGUAUUACGACAAGCCUAUCAACGUAUAUUUGCUCUGCUGAAUUCUUCGGAUCGAACAACAGGUGUAUUUGACUCGCUGUGGAAUGGUAUUCAGCACAUCGGACAGACAUGCAGAUCACCAUUAUUGCUACUCAGUAUCACAUGUGCCACGCUAGCAUCUGUCGAGCAUAUGGCUCAUAUGGUAGAAAUAUGCAUAGAACGCUAUCUCCAAUCUAGUCUUGCAGAAUCAGGAGAUGUCGCUUGGUACCAAAUAGCAUCGACUCUAGUCAUUCCUGAAUUGGACGCUGAAUCAUUUACUCGGACUUGUAUCGUCGGUGGUCUAGCAUUGACACUACAUGCUCAAGCUGUACAACGACUAAUCCAACAUACUCCAAUGUCGUUUGCAUCUCCUACAAGAAGUAGUAAAACAGCUGAUGGUGUAUCUGUAUUGAAACAUGCAGUCGCUACUGGUGAAUUAAUGGCAUCUUGGAUCUCGUCAUUCCGUGUCGACGCCAUUCGUGAAGGACGAGAGGGGAAGAUCUAUGUCUUACUAUAUCUCUUCUCGGAUCUCUUGGCUCUGGAAUCAGAGUCUGUAUCCAGUAAUGUCCAAUCCCACCAUUCUAGACUUGUAGCGUCCCUCGUCCCCGUAGCCGAUGCUCUUGCACGAUGGGGUGAGGAUCGAGCCACGAAUGGACUAUGGGGCACGCUAGGAAUGGGAGCGAAAUCCAAACUGUCUGUGGAGCUACGACUCUUUGCACGAUGCUGUGCCGUGUUUAUUGCUACACGUGGAAUGCUAGGUCUUGGUAGUGCUGCAAUGAUGACCAACACAGCAUCCAUGUCAUCCAGUAUCAUGAUGCAGCAGCCCUCGUCGGACGAUACGAAAAGUAGACUUAUAGCUAGUGUCAGUGAAUUGGUGCGCAGUCGCGAGUAUGAACGAUUUAGUGGGGUUAUUGAAUCUGCUGUUGCGAUAUUGCAGGAUGCUGGACGUGGGUUUGAGUCACUUGAACAGAUGGUUGAUGUGGUGGGGCGGGGAGUGUUUCCGAAUGAUAGUGGGAGGGUCUAUCAUGCCAGAUCGUAG